GGACGUACAUACCAAAUAAGGACCAGUCCCCCUUAAGUAGAUGGGCAUAUGUGCCUUUUGUGAGGAAGUGAGGCUUGAAGUUGAAAGCGAGACGGCGACGGCGGACGUCUCGACGCGUUGCUGCUCGCUUGCACUUGUUUUGGCUCCCCUCAGAAACGGCCACACAUCACCGAGUGAUCGUCCCGAAGACCGUCCCAGGACCAACGUAUAAUGCGUUCCUCAUCCUCACUAUUCUCGUUAGCGUUGUGCCUGGCACUGUGUUCCUCAUAUGUCCAGGCUCUGUACUUUUACCUAGAGGGCUCCAAGGAACGAUGUUUUUAUGAGGAGCUGCCAGCCGAGACGACUGUUGUCGGCAACUACAAGUCCGAAGAAGCGAACCCCACAAACGGCCAAUUCGUCGUCAACCCCGAACGCGGGAUCCAAAUCAACGUAGAGCAAACGGAUAGACGCCACAAUGUCAUCAACGUCCGCGGAGACCAUGCAGGGAAAUUCGUGUUUUCGAGUGCUGAUGCGGGAGAGUAUUCGAUAUGCUUACACGCCGUCUCAUCCGGAUGGUUUUCCUCCGCCUCCCGAACGAGAUUGCACAUCGACCUGAUGUUCGGUGAAGCCACGCACGAAGACCAGCCAGAGCUCAAAAAGGAGUCGCUAAGCGACCUAGCCCUCCGCCUCCGCGACCUUAACCAAAAAGUCGCCAACGUGCGCCGCGAGCAGCAGUACCAGAAGGAGCGGGAAGCCGAGUUCCGCAACACCAGCGAAGCUGCCAACUCGCAUGUCCGGACCUGGACAAUCGCGCAGGUCGUUGUCAUGGGAAUCACAUGUGCGUGGCAGAUUCAGCAUUUGAGGAGGUUCUUUGUGGCUAAGAAGCUGGUAUGAAAGCGACGGCGUCCACCUCACCAUGCCUCAUCCGACAAGCCCAGGGACUCCUACGUUUGCACAACUUUUGUUGGGGGAUCGCCGAUAUGGGACAUCGCUUCAUUCUGACCACUCAAUCCAUCCUACGUAUCGACCACACUUUGGAAGGACCGGAAAGAUAAUAUAUUCUCCAAUCCAUGAAAAUGAAAGGACAAAGACGGAAGAAAAGAAAGGAGUGAAG
Messenger RNA from Fimicolochytrium jonesii, 1093 nucleotides. RefSeq names its product emp24/gp25L/p24 family/GOLD-domain-containing protein. Gene Ontology annotation, biological process: intracellular protein transport; Golgi organization; endoplasmic reticulum to Golgi vesicle-mediated transport. The transcript is spliced from 7 exons. Bases 211 to 873 code for a protein of 220 amino acids. NCBI's taxonomy places the organism in Eukaryota, Fungi, Chytridiomycota, Chytridiomycetes, Spizellomycetales, Powellomycetaceae. Gene Ontology annotation, cellular component: endoplasmic reticulum-Golgi intermediate compartment; Golgi apparatus; COPII-coated ER to Golgi transport vesicle. The record is from RefSeq and is a predicted model, not a curated record.